UCUGUUCUAAUGUCUGUAGUCACAGAUAAGGUCUGUAUUUUGUGUGUAGCUGUAAUCUUAUUUUGUACUGAAUCGGUAACGUUAGAAAUGAUAUUAAAAUGAUAAGGGGCUUUUUGAGGUUCCAAAUUCUGUAACAUAUCUAUUUUAUACCUUUUCUGUGGUAAUACGAAAGCAAGGGAAAUGAUGAGCCACGUCAACGGUCGCUUAAUUUUAAUUGAUAAGGAACUUCUCUUACGAGUGAGUGACGGUGAUCAAUGCGUGUCAUUCUUGACAGAUUGUCAUUGUUCUGUCAGAAGUUCUGGGAGUUAAAAUUUUUUGUAUAAUGAAUCGUUUCGAGAAAUUUUUGGUAUGAAUUUGUUAUGUCAAGUAACAUGGAACUGGAAGAGGACAAAAUAUCUUUGGAUUCUAGUGUCCCAGAAACAUUUACGGAAAUGUCGAUUUCUACUGAAAAGCAUAACCUAAAAGUUAGACGAAGGAAUGUAACUGAAACGGCGAACUUUAUAUCAAAAGAAGAGGAAGCUUUAGAUUCUAAAAGUGACAUACCUCUCGUAAAAAUGUCUGAUUCUACAAAGGCAUGGUAUAAUAAUGUUAUACCACGAAUACCUGACAUCGUAGAUUUUAGUUUGUCAGGUAAACAAAACGGUGUGUUGAAUUUUGAAAAUGAUAACAAUUUAUUAGAAUAUAAUUUUGGUGAUACAGAGACAUUGACGAAUAGAGAACGGAUGAAGAUAAGUGUUAUUCGAGAAAGCGUGAACAAUCCAAAUUUGACAUUUGGAGAACUUAAAUUAUUGGGUUGCAGCAGUGAGGGUUUAGUUAAUGAUGAUAUACGAAGGAUUGUAUGGCCAAAAUUACUGCGACUGUCAGAGGAAGAUAAUUUUUCUGUAACUGAACUAAAAACUAUAUAUACUCAUAUACCAAAUGAGGUCUAUCAACAAAUAUUAAAGGAUGUUGCACGCAGUGGUAGUCAUAUCUCACAAAAUGCUAUGCAGCAUGAGGUAGAUCAUUUUCAUGAACAAUUGACACAAUUAAUAUGUUGGGUUCUUCAUAAACAUUCUAUAUUGAAUUAUUACCAGGGAUAUAACGAUAUAGCAGCCACUGUCCUUCUUGUUAUGGGUUUAGAAAAAGGUUUGUGCAUACUUGAAAGUAUUUCUUUAGAAUUCCUUGAAAGAUUUAUGGAGAAAACAAUGGAAAAAGUGAAUCAAGAAUUAUUUUAUAUAUUUGCACUUUUGGAGAGAGUGCAUCCCACUUUAUUAGAACACUUGGAAAAUGUACAAUUAUUUCCGCAUUUUGCAUUGGCUGAAUACACAACAUGGUAUGCGCACAAAUAUGCGGAAAAUAGAAAACUGUUACAUAGAUUAUUUGAUUACUUUCUUGGUAGUCCCCCAUUGAUGCCUCUUUAUUUAAGUACUGUGAUUGUAGCAUAUAGAGCAAGAGAAAUUUUUAAUACUACACCAGAUAUGGGUCAUACGCAUAAAGUUUUAUGUACUUUGCCGGACGAUUUACCUUUUGAAACACUUCUAAUCGAAGCAAAACACUUAUACCAUCAAUAUCCUCCUGAAUCUAUAAGUAAUGAUGUUAGAGAAUAUGAUCGAAAACGAAAAUGUAAAGAACAAGAAUGGAAAGCAAAAGCAGAAGCAAGUCGUCAAGAGAGAGAGAAACAACGUCAACAUAGAAUCAUGAAAUCAGCAUCAAGAAUACCGUAUCGCAUUAGAAGUUACAAAACGAUCACAGUAGUAACAAUUCUGGCCGUAGGAUUGUAUGCCUUUUUAAGAUCUUCAUCUGGUCUUAACUGACAUUAAAUGAAUUUAAUCUAUUUAAAUAAUAGAUUCAUUUGUAUGUCCUUAAAACGAAGUACCAUUUUACUGAUACACCAUUAGCUUGAUAAAUAAUAAGAUAAAUUAUCGGGCACACAAACAUAAUGAAAUGGUGUAAUACUGAAAAAUAUAUGUGAUAUCAAGGAUCGUUGGUAAUCUUAUUAAUCAGCGAUUAAACGAAUUUGUUUCUGGAUGUAUUAUAAGGAGCAUCUUGAGCAUUCCUGUGCUGCCUUUAUGCUGUGUUCUUUAAACUUGACAUGAACUUUUUGUGCACAUAUUUAUAACAUCAAAGCAUAAACAAAAAUCUCAAAAUAGGCAAAAAGGAAGAAGGCAGGCAAGAUGAAGCAUACAUGUAUUUAGGACAAAA
Messenger RNA from Eufriesea mexicana, 2181 nucleotides. Its product is annotated as TBC1 domain family member 20. NCBI's taxonomy places the organism in Eukaryota, Metazoa, Arthropoda, Insecta, Hymenoptera, Apidae. Gene Ontology annotation, cellular component: endoplasmic reticulum membrane. The record is from RefSeq and is a predicted model, not a curated record. The transcript has 5 exons. Bases 360 to 1793 code for a protein of 477 amino acids. Gene Ontology annotation, molecular function: GTPase activator activity. Gene Ontology annotation, biological process: endoplasmic reticulum to Golgi vesicle-mediated transport; positive regulation of GTPase activity.